AUGUCUGCUCCAAGUGGCAUCACUGUCCCAUCUGCACCACCUUCUUAUGAGGAAACAGUAGGAAUAAAUGUGGGCUAUCCUCACCCCUAUCCCCUUCCAGAACCUAGCCAGAAACCAGAUGGGAAGGGAAUGAACCCUCCUGUGUGCGUGGGACAGCCUGUACUAGUGAGUAACCCUGUUACAGUUCAGUAUGUGCAGCACCCAGUGGUAUUUCAUGACCGCCCUGUUCAGAUGUGCUGCCCUUCCUGCAACCAGAUGAUAGUGACACGUCUCUCGUACGACUCGGGGGCUUUGACUUGGCUGUCAUGUGGUGGCCUCUUCCUGCUGGGAUGUGUAGCCGGCUGCUGCUUAAUUCCCUUCUGCAUCGAUGCCCUGAAGGACGUGGAUCACACCUGUCCAAAAUGCAAUGCUCUUAUUGGUUCUUACAAGCGUUUAUAG
Merops nubicus (carmine bee-eater) is the source of this 438-nucleotide messenger RNA. It is a transcript of the gene LITAF, whose product is annotated as lipopolysaccharide-induced TNF factor. The transcript is spliced from 3 exons. The coding region runs from base 1 to 438 and encodes 145 amino acids. Lineage: Eukaryota; Metazoa; Chordata; Aves; Coraciiformes; Meropidae. Gene Ontology annotation, molecular function: zinc ion binding. Gene Ontology annotation, biological process: regulation of cytokine production. The record is from RefSeq and is a predicted model, not a curated record.